AUGAGGAUGGUCGGAAUUCCCCUGGGCCUCUGGAUCUUCUGCCACGUCCUGCUUCGGGGUGACUUGAGCCAGGCACAUCCGCUUUCCACCGUCACCUCCCAACCGACAGGAAACACCACUGAACCGGCCACCUCAACUUUUCCGAGCAGCAAACAGACCGGUCCCCUUCCUACCGUCACGUCUGUUUCCGCGGCCAACAACCUCUCAGCCUCGUCGCCCGCUCCCACCACCCAAGUCACCACGCCAGGGUCCAGGCCCGGGCCUUCAAACCACGGUCCCCAUCAAGGCCAUCGCCAAGCCGCGACUCCCACGCCGGAGAACCAGUCACCCCUGGACGCUUCCCAGACUAUACUGGGCCGGUCACUGAGCAGCACUACCACCACGGCAGCCUUGGUGCCAACCGAGGCCGAACCCCGCGUCUCCCAACCCUCUCCCACCGAAAAGUCGGUUCUCACCGUGGCGGCAUUCGGGGUCAUCAGCUUCAUCGUCAUCUUGGUCGUGGUGGUGAUCGUCCUGGUCAGCGUGGUCAGCCUGAGGUUCAGGUGCAACAGGAACAAAGAGUCCGAAAAUGCCCAGAAGCCAGGGAUCUCUGGGGUGUCUGAGAGCUGCUCCCCGGACAACGGAGAGAAGGAGAGAAUCACCCUCAUCUCCAUGAAGAACAUCAACAUGAACAACAGCAAGGGCUGCUCCAUGGCGGAAAAGGUGUUAUAGGCCGGGGGUCCUGGCACAGCACGGGAGACCCCCUCAUUGCCGGCGGGGACGUCGGAGAGGACGACUGCAUCCCCUGUAAAUUAUUCCGUCCACACAAGUCCGCGUCUCAUUCCCGGAGAUCCCGACGCGGAGACGUCCCCUUCCUCCCCAAGCGACCCACGGCCGCCCUCCACUUGGACAGAUGACCCCGAGGUCCCCCCAUCCUGCGGAAAGCAGCUCAACUGACCCCUCACCCGCCUCUUUGGGGACCCCCCCGCCCCCCAAUCCCUCUGACCCCUCAAUGACCCCAAUGGGCCACUGACACUGGGAGCAACUGAGGCCCGGGGGGUCCGCGCUGGUGGGCCUGGGAUAAAAGGAAGCACUAGGGUAGGUUUUCCACUCGCUCCGCGAGGCCGGGAAUUGUGUCUGAUAACUACCGUUCUUCCGUGGGAAUUGUGUCUGUUAACUACCGUUCUUCCCCAGACGCUUAGUACAGUGUUGCGCACGCAGACUAUAAAC
Molecule: messenger RNA, 1209 nt
Organism: Tachyglossus aculeatus (Australian echidna)
Lineage: Eukaryota; Metazoa; Chordata; Mammalia; Monotremata; Tachyglossidae
Gene: ECSCR
Product: endothelial cell surface expressed chemotaxis and apoptosis regulator
Exons: 10
Coding region: 1-711 (236 amino acids)
Biological process (GO): negative regulation of angiogenesis; positive regulation of proteasomal protein catabolic process; positive regulation of endothelial cell apoptotic process
Cellular component (GO): cytosol; plasma membrane
Source: RefSeq, a predicted model, not a curated record